AUGGCGAGAGCUCCGACGGCUGUCAAGUCCCGCGCAACGCCAGAUACGGAGGCGAUAUCAUUCCCAGUCUUGACCUAUACCGAUGCGCUGCCACGAGACGAUCUUCGCGAUAUCAAGAACAACAGAUCUGCGCAACGAUCAGACAGUGGGGCGGUAGCACAAUAUGAGUUUCCCCGGCCGAGAAAUGCAGAUCGGCAUGGAAGCAGGAAACCACAGCCAGCUGUAGCCAUGGCCGCAUCGUUCGACUUUCGAGUAACAGCGCCACCAGAUGAGGUCUUGCCCUCCAAUACAGGCGCAAAUGGCAGUCCAUGGGGUAUACCUAGGAUUGGAGUUGCACUCGGGAGUCCCAGCAUGCUCGACUCUCGAGAAAACCUACCACCACCUCGAUUCAAUACGGAAAUAUUUUCACAAGAACAGGUCGGCCAGCCACCGCUGCCGCACAAAUCGAGCAAAUGGAAGAAGAUUGCCGGACUAUUCAGGGCCAAGAAUGCGCUUGCUAUGCCAAUUGAUGAACCCAGGGCUCCUCCGAAACAACCUGGCCCCAAGCAGAAGAAUGAACAAGGCAGCAGCACGCCGGCGCAACGACGAGGUUCAACUGAAGAAUGGCCAAUUCUCGACAUCGAUUCCACGGCUGCCCCAGCUGAACACAAAUCCAUUCCACAGAGAAGUCGCAAGCUUUCGCUUCCUGGAAAGAAGGCCAGCAAUCCUCAGCCACCAAAGAAAAACGACAAAGGCCGUUUGCUCGAGAUCGACAUUCCGGACGUACAAAUGGAGCGCUAUAGCGUGAUGUUCAGCCAAGUGAUGAGCAAGAACCAGAGACCCUCUCUGCUGGCCAGAAGGAGCAAGACUCUGGACAAUCUGCGUUUGCCAAAGAAUCAGGAUUUCCUGGCUGCAAAGCUCCCACCAGUUCCUCAGCGCCGAGCCACAUCACCAGCACGAUCUAGUUUUACGUUAUUUCCGACUUCCCAACCGUCAAAAGCGGCUCAAGUCCUCGGCACACAGAACUUUUCUCGUGGGCCGACUCCACUACUACGGUCGAAUACCUUGCCAGUGGAGAGUCCAUCUAAGACAUCCAUGGACCAGCCGCGAGCCACGCCCAGUGCUAAUGUGGCUGCACCAUUUGAAUCGCCGGUCGUCCCUAAUAAUGUCUUUGCUUCGCAUGCGAGUACUCCGCGGUCCUCUCUUGAUAAGCCUUUGCCUGCCAUAAAGCCCGAGCUACAAGAACCACAGUCGCGUCCACGAGCGGCAUCAAAACUCGCGGUUGCUCAAACUGCGAAGGAAACCAUCGUGACCAAAGGAGAAGAGCAUAAAUUGGCGCCUUCAUCUGGCAAGCAAGCAGCACUCGCUCCCAGCGUCCCAGUCUCUGAAUCGCCAAAAAGCUAUACCAAUUAUCGGAAAGAAGCGAAGCCAUCCGUGCCCGCAGUAAAUUCCCGAGGUCGAUCAUCCAGCCUGGCACUUCCACGAUCGUCUGCAAACUCUCAACCGGACAAGAAACCGACACAGCCAACUCCUGGGAUACAAGCACGACCAUCGCAAUUACCAGUCUCGCAAGCAACAAAGCCGAUUCAUCAAGAGCGAAAGUCUUCUCUCCAGGCGCCCAGGGCGCCGCAUGCCCGCCCACCCAUUCAACCACCUCCCAAGCUACAGCCGAUUCUGCAGAAAGCACAAAAGCCAUCUUCAGAAAUCGAACCAAGACCUCAACCAAAGCCAGAUGCACACCCCCGUCGGCCAAACCUGAAGAUCCAAACCAAGCCACAACCUGCACAACCACGGCCCCCAGCCAAAUCAGGAUCAUCAUCCUCGACACUCCCUACCGGCACACCACCAACCAGCACACUCCCUACCCCCAACCUACCAGCAAAAGACAACCUUCACUGCACACCAUCCCCCAUAAUACGAACCCUCAGCCCCCAACCAGGACUCUCCCCAGGUGGCUCAUCCCCACGAAUGCCCUUCGUCUCCGAACCAGAGGAACUCGAAAUCAAAAUCGGCCUAGCCCCCGACCCAAAGGACCCCGGCGAACCACUCACCAAAAUCCCCACCAUCGAAGUCUCAAUCGCACGCUCGAUAUCCGUGUCCCGGGGAAAACGGCAAAUGCUUGUUCCUAUCGGUGCGCGCGUGGAUAAUCUCCAUGCGAAUGAGCGGUUUAUUGAGCGGAGGCCCAUGACGCCGCAGAUUAUGGAUGUCAGCUAUGGGCAUAAACAUGCUGUGUCGCAGGAGUUGCAGAUUGAGUCUCUUUGA
Penicillium daleae is the source of this 2241-nucleotide messenger RNA. RefSeq lists its product as uncharacterized. Bases 1 to 2241 code for a protein of 746 amino acids. The record is from RefSeq and is a predicted model, not a curated record. Lineage: Eukaryota; Fungi; Ascomycota; Eurotiomycetes; Eurotiales; Aspergillaceae. The transcript has 2 exons.